Carica papaya (papaya) is the source of this 2509-nucleotide messenger RNA. RefSeq names its product ARM repeat superfamily protein. Lineage: Eukaryota; Viridiplantae; Streptophyta; Magnoliopsida; Brassicales; Caricaceae. Gene Ontology annotation, molecular function: microtubule binding. The record is from RefSeq and is a predicted model, not a curated record. Gene Ontology annotation, cellular component: microtubule.
CCAGCUCCACAUUCCAAUCCCAUAACACACCGAAAAAGAAAAAGGGCGCCAGGAGUGUGGCACUGGGCAGUUGUGCUAACUGGUGUGCCAACUAACCACACAAUGAGCCGAUCUCCGGCGAGUCCGCCGACGUCGCAGCCGCAGGCGCCGUCGGCUCACGAUCUCAAGCAGCGAGUUAUUACCUGUCUUAACAAGCUAGCCGACCGGGACACGCUAGCUAUUGCCACCGCGGAGCUCGAGUCCAUUGCUAGAAACCUCACGCAGGAUUCUUUCUCACCUUUUCUCAACUGUAUCCAUAACACGGAUGCUUCCUCCAAGUCGCCGGUGAGAAAGCAGUGCGUCAAUCUUCUCUCUCUUCUCUGCCAUUGCCAUGGCAACUUCCUCUCCCCUCAUCUCUCCAAAAUGGUUUCCACUCUCCUACGUCGCAUCAGGGACCCUGACUCCGCCGUGCGAUCCGCCUGCGCCGUCGCUGCCGCCGCCAUGUCCUCCUGCGUCACGAAGCCGUCCUUCUCCGUCCUCUCGAAGCCUCUCAUUGAUACGCUUACGCAUGAUCACGAUACCAAUGUGCAGAUCGGGGCGGCUUUGUGCCUGGCGGCGGCUGUGGAGGCGGCGCCGGAUCCGGAAGCGGAGCAGCUGAGGAAAGUACUUCCGAGAUUGGGUAAGUUGCUGAGAAGCGAGGCUUUCAAGGCGAAGGCCGCACUGUUGGGGGCCAUCGGGAGCAUUGUGGGCGCUGGUGGUGCAGGGAGCAAAGUGGCCUUGGAUUCUUUAGUACCGUGCGUUACAGAGUUUCUGAGUAGUGAAGACUGGGCGGCAAGGAAGGCGGCGGCCGAAGCCCUGGGAAAAGUGGUUCUAGCGGAGGAGGAUUUGGCGCCUGAGUACAAGAAAGCGUGUUUAGCGGUUUUGGAAAGCAGGAGGUUUGAUAAGGUAAAGAUUGUCAGGGAGACCAUGAAUCGGACAUUGGAUUUGUGGAAAGCGGUUCCCGGUGAUUCUGAGGAGGUCUCAUCAUCUUCACCCCAAUCUAAGUCCUCUCCAAUAGAUAAUGGUGUCGUUGGAUGCUUCCCUCCGGUUAACAAGAGUACAAGUGAUGCUGGUUUUAAGACCCCUAGACCCAAGAAAACAGUCCCCACAGACAGCAGGUCCCCUCCUCCAUCUGAUUCUUCAGUUGUGACCACUGCCAAGAAAGAAGGCUGCUUAAAGAACAAUCAAAGAAAUGUCGUGUCCUCCAGGCUUGACCGUGGCAGAUCCUUUGGUAGCAGAGCUGGUAUUGAUGAACCGCGCCAUGCCACUUCUGAGAUUUCUUCUCAUGAAUCUCAUACACAAAAAAGCGAUAUCACAGUUAUGGAGGUGGGGGAAAUUGGAAACUCCAGGCCGGAAGUGAAGCGUGUACUUUUUAAUGAAAAAGUGCACAAAUUUGGUGGUCUGAAAUCUGGUUCUAGAGUGGUUCCAUGCAAUGAUGAUGAAAUCUCUGAUGCUGUUGUUCCCGGUGGUUCUGAAGAAGUUGAUGAGAACCAGAAAGAUGCAGAGGAUUUGUCUUUGAUCCGUGAACAGCUUGCUCAGAUUGAAACCCAACAAUCUGACCUAUUAGACCUCCUCCAGAGAUUUAUUGGGAGCUCACAGAGUGGGAUUCAUUCUCUGGAGUCACGUGUAAAUGGUUUGGAGAUGGCUUUGGAUGAAAUGUCAUACGAUCUGGGAUUAACAAGUGGAAGAAUUCAAAAUGGUGAUGGUGUAAAAAAUACAUGUUGUAAGUUGCCCGGAGCAGAAUUCUUGAGUUCGAAGUUCUGGAGGAGAACAGAAUGUCGGUUUUCUAAUUCGAGGUUCUUCUCUUCCGUGCACAUGCCGCCUGGUGCUGCAUCCAACAUGCUUAAUAAAGAUACCCAUUCUGAAAGUUAUAAAGCAGACAACCAAAGAUUUCAGCAAGAAAGUAAGAAUGCCCUUACCAUAAACAUGGCAGCUGAUGUUUGCAGAGACCUUAGGGGGCAUUCAGGUUUCUACACAAGUAGGAAAUCAAAAAAUGUGCCAGAUACGGAGAAUCUCCAAGUUUACAGUGCUGGCAGGCUUGAUGGAGCUUCAUCUGCUACAUAUAUGGCGUCUAUGAACCUGAGCGGCAGAUUCUCUGCUUGAAAUGAAGCUAACAUUUCUACUGGUUGAGAGACAACAUGUGGGUCAUCAAAACUGGAACAUGGCAUCAAACCAUAAUAUCUAAUGACUCGUGAAAAUGAAACCGGCUGCAGAAUCACUGAUGAAGAAGAGCUACCUUUGGCUUGUUAAACAGGACGAUAGGUUCCUUUUUCUAAUUUAUAAUUUAUAAAUUUUCAUGCUCUGGCAUCAUUUCGCUGAUGAAAGAAAUAUGGAGCAAGUCUUUGCACAUUUUAUAUACUUGCCCCCCUCCCCACAAUGAAUUCUCAUUGUUGCUGCUUGUGGAGCCAUUUGAGAGUAUAGAAUAGCUCGUUUCUGUGUACAUAGAAAUUUUCAUGCAUCUAUUUUUCCAAGUUGGCUUAAGUUAUUCCAA